UCACGGACAGCGAUGCAGCUUUACAUCUCUUCUCCAGUAGCAUGAUAACUCCACCAGAGGAGGAUUGUUCCACUGCGCAGCUGUGUCUGGGUGUGUAAGUGUGUGUGUGUGUGUGUGUUUGUGUGUUGGAGAGCCAGGAAGAGAGAAGAUGGUCCAUGCCUCCAUUUCUAAACCCAACAGCCAAGGAUUGCUAUGAGUGAAAGCUGACCAGAGUUCUGGUGGGGGGAAAAAUAAAAGAGGACCCUCCCUCACUUCACUGAAAGUCUCACAUAUCCAGGAUGGCCAGAGCAAAGCUGAAGAAGUCACCCUCUGACAGCAAUGCGCAUCAGAAAACCAUCCCCCCAUUGGCAACAACAGAGGAUGUGCCGGGGGUCAGCCCCCUGUUGCCUGCCCGGAGGCUGGGAUCCUUGGGGAGCGAAACUGGACACAGGCCACAAAAUGAAGAUUUCAGCAUGGAUUCAUCGCUCUCACAGGUUGAAGUGGAGUUUUACGUGAACGAAAACACAUUUAAAGAACGCCUAAAGCUAUUCUUCAUCAAAAACCAACGAUCAAGCCUGAGGAUACGUCUGUUCAACUUCUCACUCAAGCUUCUCACUUGCCUUCUUUAUAUUGUCCGUGUUCUGCUUGAUGAUCCAGGACGGAUAGGAUGCUGGGAAUGUGAGAAACACAACUACACUUCCUUCAAUCAGUCAUCACCAGAAAUCAACUGGGCCCCCAUUUUGUGGGUGGAUCGAAACAAGCCGCUGUGGGCCAUACAAGUCAGUGUGGCCAUCAUUAGCUUUCUUGAGACAAUGCUUCUGAUCUACCUCAGCUACAAGGGUAACAUUUGUGAGCAGAUCUUUCGUGUUUCCUUCAUCCUUGAAAUGAUCAACACGGUGCCCUUUAUUACCACAAUAUUUUGGCCACCUUUACGGAAUUUAUUUAUUCCCGUGUUCUUGAAUUGCUGGUUGGCGAAGUAUGCUUUGGAAAACAUGAUAAAUGACUUGCAUCGAGCAAUACAACGGACCCAGUCUGCCAUGUUCAACCAAGUGCUCAUUUUAAUUUGUACCCUGCUUUGUCUUGUUUUCACUGGAACCUGUGGCAUCCAGCAUUUAGAAAGAGCUGGAGAAAACCUCUCUCUCUUCAAGUCCUUUUAUUUUUGCAUCGUCACGUUCUCAACAGUCGGCUAUGGAGAUGUAACCCCCAAGAUCUGGCCUUCUCAGCUCCUGGUGGUGAUCAUGAUAUGUGUGGCCCUUGUGGUCUUGCCUCUGCAGUUUGAAGAGCUGGUGUACCUUUGGAUGGAACGGCAGAAGUCUGGAGGGAAUUACAGCCGCCAUCGGGCACAGACAGAGAAGCAUGUUGUGCUUUGCGUCAGCUCCCUCAAGAUAGACCUCCUCAUGGAUUUCCUCAAUGAGUUCUAUGCUCAUCCUAGGCUGCAGGAUUAUUAUGUGGUCAUCCUUUGCCCUACAGAAAUGGAUAUUCAGGUCCGCCGAGUGCUUCAGAUUCCCUUGUGGUCCCAGCGGGUGAUCUAUCUCCAGGGAUCUGCCCUGAAAGAUCAGGAUCUCAUGAGAGCAAAGAUGGACAAUGGAGAAGCUUGUUUCAUUCUGAGCAGCCGAAAUGAGGUGGACCGCACAGCUGCAGAUCAUCAAACAAUCCUAAGAGCUUGGGCAGUGAAAGAUUUUGCUCCUAAUUGUCCCCUCUACGUUCAGAUUUUGAAGCCGGAGAAUAAAUUUCACGUCAAGUUUGCAGAUCACGUGGUUUGCGAAGAAGAGUGCAAAUACGCCAUGCUGGCCCUGAACUGUGUCUGCCCAGCUACCUCCACACUUAUUACCCUUCUUGUCCACACUUCCAGAGGGCAGGAAGGCCAGGAAUCACCAGAGCAGUGGCAAAGAAUGUACGGGCGCUGCUCGGGCAAUGAGGUUUACCACAUCCGCAUGGGUGACAGCAAGUUUUUCAUGGAGUAUGAUGGAAAGAGCUUUACCUACGCGUCCUUCCAUGCUCACAAAAAGUACGGUGUUUGCUUGAUGGGUGUGAAAAGGGAGGAAAACAAGAGCAUCCUUCUCAACCCAGGACCACGUCACAUCAUGACUGCUUCUGAUACAUGCUUCUACAUCAACAUCACCAAGGAGGAGAACUCUGCCUUCAUAUUCAAGCAGGAAGAGAAGCAGAAGCAGAAACUCUUUUUAGGCAAAGGAAUCUAUGAUGGGCCAUCAAGGCUACCCGUCCAUAGCAUCAUUGCCAGCAUGGGCACAGUGGCCAUGGACCUGCAGAACACCGAAUGCCGCCCCAUCCACACCUCCAAGUUGACUUUGCCAGCUGAGAAUGGGUCUGGAAAAAGGAGGCCUAGCAUUGCCCCCGUUUUGGAGGUGGCCGACACUUCCUCUCUUUUACCAUGCGACAUGCUCAGCGACCAGUCCGAGGAUGAGGUGACUCAGUCAGAUGAUGACGGCCUGACCAUUACAGAGUAUGUGAAAGGGUAUCCUCCUAACUCACCUUAUAUUGGAAGUUCUCCUACCCUCUGCCACCUUUUGCCCGUCAAGGCACCAUUCUGUUGCUUGCGUCUGGACAAGGGCUGCAAGCACAACAGUUACGAAGACGCCAAGGCCUAUGGCUUUAAGAACAAGUUGAUCAUUGUGUCCGCUGAGACUGCAGGCAACGGCUUGUAUAAUUUUAUUGUCCCUCUCCGGGCGUAUUAUCGGUCACGGAAGGAGUUGAAUCCCAUCGUGCUGUUGCUGGACAACAAACCUGACCAUCACUUCUUGGAAGCCAUCUGUUGUUUUCCAAUGGUUUAUUAUAUGGAAGGUACAAUUGAUAACCUUGACAGCCUGCUGCAGUGUGGCAUUAUUUACGCCGAUAACUUGGUGGUGGUAGAUAAAGAAAGCACCAUGAGCGCAGAGGAAGAUUACAUGGCAGAUGCCAAGACUAUUGUCAACGUCCAGACCAUGUUCAGGCUUUUUCCAAGUUUGAGUAUCAUUACUGAAUUGACACAUCCAUCCAACAUGAGAUUUAUGCAAUUCCGGGCAAAGGACAGCUACUCAUUGGCCCUUUCCAAACUGGAGAAGAAAGAGCGAGAGAACGGUUCUAACUUGGCCUUCAUGUUCCGCCUCCCGUUUGCCGCCGGCCGAGUUUUCAGCAUCAGCAUGUUAGAUACGCUCCUUUACCAGUCCUUUGUGAAAGAUUAUAUGAUCACCAUCACAAGAUUACUGCUUGGUCUGGACACAACUCCUGGGUCUGGUUAUCUCUGUGCAAUGAAAAUCACAGAAGAUGAUCUCUGGAUCCGAUCCUACGGACGUCUCUUUCAGAAGCUAUGUUCUUCCAGCGCAGAGAUUCCCAUUGGCAUUUACAGAACCGAAUCCCACAUGUUUUCCACCACUGAUUCACAGAUUUCAAUCAAUGUGGAAGACUGCGAAGACAUCAAGGACCCCUGGAAUGCCAAACCACACCACCAUCACCGGAAUUCGUGUCCUGCUGACCAAACGGAGCACCCACUUCUCCGGAGGAAAAGCAUGCAGUGGGCCCGACGGCUGAGCCGAAAAGGUGCCAACAAGCAGGCAGCAAAAACAGCUGAGUGGAUCAACCAGCAAAGACUGAACCUCUACCGGCGAUCGGAAAGGCAGGAACUGUCUGAACUUGUGAAGAAUCGCAUGAAACACCUGGGCUUGCCCACAACAGGGUACGACGAAAUGAACGACCACCAAAAUACACUCUCCUACGUUCUCAUCAAUCCUCCUCCGGACACCCGGCUGGAACUCAACGAUAUAGUGUAUUUAAUACGGCCUGACCCCCUAGCACAUGUGGAAAAUGAAGGUCACAGUCGAAAGAGCAGCUGUAGUAAAAAUCCGAACCCUGAAACUCGAGAUGAGACACAGCUCUGAGCUGCUCCCUCUUCCUGCACGGAAUACAUCUCCUCCUUGUUCUUGCAUGGAACUACAUCACAAUUAUCAAUAAACUUAGAGGAGGGGGGAGAAGGGUUUUCCAGGGGACAUCCACUGUACUUUGUAUUGAGCAGGUUUAAAAGAUGGCUGUUCAGCUGGACCCUGGAUUCAGGAUCUGCAGAGCUGGUAUGAAUGACCCCAUUCCUGGUCUGGUUCUGGGUUCUUCUCCAGAAGGCCUCCAGGUGGCUGGAGGAGUUUAGAACAAAAGAUAACUCUGCUCCUCUCUUGAUGGAUGAUUCAUACGCCACUUGGUUUUAACCUUUUCUAUUGUUGUUUCAGAGAGAUUGUUGGGGUGGGGGAAAACAAUUAAAAAUGUACCACAACUUGUAGAAAUGUCUUCAUUGGCAUAAACCACAGGGGCUCGCAUGUGACUCCUGUGCCCUA
Messenger RNA from Candoia aspera, 4298 nucleotides. RefSeq names its product potassium sodium-activated channel subfamily T member 1 (gene KCNT1). Gene Ontology annotation, biological process: potassium ion transmembrane transport. Bases 279 to 3854 code for a protein of 1191 amino acids. Lineage: Eukaryota; Metazoa; Chordata; Lepidosauria; Squamata; Candoiidae. Gene Ontology annotation, cellular component: plasma membrane. The transcript has 30 exons. The record is from RefSeq and is a predicted model, not a curated record. Gene Ontology annotation, molecular function: outward rectifier potassium channel activity; intracellular sodium-activated potassium channel activity.